UAAUUUCUGUGUUUUGGAGAUUACCACUUUCAUUUUCUAAAAUAUAAAUGGUGGCUGUGAAGCGAGAUUUGAAUUAAGAAUAGAAGCUUUUUUAUCUCGGAAAAUCGUUUAUUUGUAGAGCCAGCUCAGUUGUGGAAAAUGAAUACUGACUAUCCAGAUUUAUCCAUAUUUAAGCAAUUCGCUCAAGACAAUCUUAAAAGUCAUCUGAGAUCGUUGGAUGGCAAAAAAGAUCUUUUAAUUGAUGAAGAAUUAAUGAAACCUCUUGAUCAUAUUACGGGUGUAACCUUUUUAAGGGCACAUGGUGUAGAAAAAAUAUAUAAAUUGCAGCCAGGUGGAAUUGAACAAGGGUGUGAUCAGAGGAUAUUUAUUGUUCGUCCAUAUCCUGAUCGCAUGAAAUUGAUAGCUGAAAGCAUUAAUUUUGAUAAAAGCAAAUCUGUUAGAAGGAAGUACCAUGUUAUCCUUACACCAAAAAAGUUAUCCACAUGUGAACUAAUAUUGGAACAGGAAGGAAUAUUCGGUGAUGUCACAAUUGAUGAAUUUCAAUUGGACAUGAUCCCUUUGGAUGUUGAUUUAAUGUCGUUUGAGAUGCCAUUAUGUUUUAAGCAGUUCUUCCUAGAUGACGACAUGACGUGGUUUCAUACCAUCGCUCGAGCAAUUUGUGGAAUGCAAAGCAUGUUUGGUGUGAUUAGCAAAGGUUACUGCAUUGGUGCUAAGUCCAAGAUGUUAUAUGAGUUAUUGAUGACGAUGAUGUCAGAUGACAGAGACUAUCACCCACCAAAUGGUUCAGAAAUUGGAUCGUUCUUAUUGGUCGAUAGAGAUGUUGACAUAGUGAGUAUGCUAUGUUCGCAGUUGACUUAUGAAGGUCUUGUUGCUGAAACGUUCGGAAUAAAAAGUGGUAUUGUCGAAUUUGGAAAAGAAGUGACGGGUUCAGAUCAAAGUGCGAGAUUAAAUUUGAACUCAUCAGAUCAAGUAUUUUUGGAGAUUCGUGGGAUGCAUGUUACUGGUGUGUUUCCAUUUUUAAGUCAUAAGGCAAAACAACUGCAGUGUGGAUACGAGAAACGCAACCAACUUGAAUCUGUGCAAGACUUCAAACAGUUCGUAUCAGAGGACCUGAAAGCAUUGAAGCAGCAGCACAAAUCGUUGGCCUUACAUAUUGGAGCAUGCGAAGCCAUCUCAUCGAAGAAAAAUGUUGACAAUUUUGAAGAGUGUUUACACGUCGAACAGUGUCUUCUGGAGGAUGCAAGAGGUAAAGAAUCCAUCAAUUAUAUUGAAACGUGUAUCAAUAGACAGAGACCGGAAAUGCAUUGCUUGCGCUUGCUAUGUUUAUUAUCGAUGUGCAAGGGAGGUAUCGAUACGAAAACGUAUAGAUCGUUAAAAAAUCAAUAUUUACAGAGUUUUGGAUAUCACCACUCGGUCACGCUAAAAAGGCUGAAAGAUAUGGGAAUAUUUUCUGAAAGUAGUGUUAAAAGAAAUGUUUUUCCAAAGAUCAGAAAAAAGUUUAAUUUGAUACCAAAAGAUCCAGAUGCGAUCGGGAGAUCAUCACCUCCUAAAGACGUGGCUUAUGUUUUUGGUGGAGCGUAUUCGCCGUUCCUCAUCAAGCUUAUUGAACAAGUUAUAUCAAAAGGAUUACUCGCGCCGUUAGAAGAAACUUUGAGAUCUUUUCAUAUUCCCACGAUGGAACACAAAACUGCCACCUCAGCAAGACAACAUGGAAGCACGACUAAAGCAGCCGCGUAUAAAACAGUGCUGGUAGUUUUUGUCGGUGGUUGCACCCACACUGAAGUAAACGCACUAAGAUUUAUUGGAAAACAACUAGGAUUCAAGUUCGUCAUUAUGACCACCGCUAUUUUAACUGCAGAAGAUUACCUUAAAACCAUAGCAAUUGGCUAAACGAUAUCUAAGCCAUAGAGAUUGGCUGAACAAAUCGUUUGGGACUGUUUGCUGCUAACUGAAUACUUCACUAAAUAAUAAGGGGUUGGGAAUUACAUUGUAUAUAUUUGAAUUUAGAUAAUUUUGUACAUUUUUUUUUUCGUACUUGUACAUAUUUACAACUUAUAUCCCACAAAUCAAA
This is a messenger RNA of Hydractinia symbiolongicarpus, 2071 nucleotides long. RefSeq names its product vacuolar protein sorting-associated protein 33B-like. The record is from RefSeq and is a predicted model, not a curated record. The coding region runs from base 139 to 1890 and encodes 583 amino acids. Gene Ontology annotation, biological process: intracellular protein transport; vesicle-mediated transport. Gene Ontology annotation, cellular component: CORVET complex; lysosome. The transcript is spliced from 24 exons. Lineage: Eukaryota; Metazoa; Cnidaria; Hydrozoa; Anthoathecata; Hydractiniidae.